Messenger RNA from Juglans microcarpa x Juglans regia, 2130 nucleotides. RefSeq names its product putative glucuronosyltransferase PGSIP8. The transcript has 5 exons. The record is from RefSeq and is a predicted model, not a curated record. Gene Ontology annotation, molecular function: glycosyltransferase activity. NCBI's taxonomy places the organism in Eukaryota, Viridiplantae, Streptophyta, Magnoliopsida, Fagales, Juglandaceae. The coding region runs from base 345 to 1757 and encodes 470 amino acids.
UAAAAACGGACAAGAAAAAGAAGAAAAAGGCUCCUAACGUUGUGAACAAACAAAGCCCGUUCUAGUUUUUAAUUCCUAUAUGAAAUGAAACAAAAGCUUCACUUGUCCGAAUCUCGUCUUGAUUAUCUGACAUUUUUAUGGAAGCUAAUCGUAAAGGCAAGAGCUAUGUUGAGUACCGUUCGUUUUGACUGCUAGUCUGAUCCCAUUGUCCCAGCCCCACCACCUUAAAUGCUCUGUUUUCCCCCACUCUCUCUCUCUCUCUCUCUCCUCUAUAUAUAUAUAUAUAAUGGAUAAUAUAUAUUGGAGCGACUGAUUAAAGAGCUCCAAGAAAAAGGAAAGGAAGAAUGGGCCGGAAAGAGAGGCCGAAUGUUGUCGGGUUUUUUAAGUUUCUGCUGCUGCUGCUCUUCGCUGCUCAUGAAACAAUGGCGGCGGAGGAGAGGGCGUACCGGAAUGCGUACGCGACGAUGCUGUACAUGGGGACGCCGAGGGACUACGAGUUCUACGUGGCCACACGUGUCCUGCUUAGAUCGCUGGCCGGGCUCGGUGUGGAGGCCGAUCUCAUCGUCAUUGCCUCCCUCGACGUUCCUCUCCGAUGGGUCCGAGUUCUGGAACAGGAAGAUGGGGCGAAGGUGUUGAGAGUUAAGAAUUUGAAUAAUCCAUACGAGGAUCAGUCCAAUUUCGACAGGAGAUUCAAAUUGACAUUGAACAAACUCUAUGCAUGGAGCCUAGUCGACUAUGACAGGGUUGUCAUGCUCGAUGCUGAUAAUCUCUUCCUUCAAAAGACCGAUGAAUUAUUCCAGUGUGGACAGUUUUGUGCGGUCUUUAUCAACCCUUGCAUAUUUCAUACUGGACUCUUUGUCUUGCAACCAUCAAUGGAGGUGUUCAACGACAUGAAAAAAGAGUUGGAGAGAGGAAGAGAGAAUCCAGAUGGUGCAGACCAGGGUUUUAUUUGUGGAUACUACCCAGAUUUGCUUGAUCGGCCCAUGUUCCAUCCACCCUCUAACGGCACCAAGCUUGAUGGAACCUUCAGACUUCCCUUGGGCUAUCAAAUGGAUGCUACGUACUACUAUCUUAGACUUCGCUGGAGCGUACCCUGUGGACCCAACAGUGUGAUUACAUUCCCAGGUGCACCGUGGUUGAAGCCUUGGUACUGGUGGUCGUGGCCCGUACUGCCAUUAGGCAUUUCAUGGCAUGAACAACGCCGGCAAACCCUUGGGUAUGUUGCAGAGAUACCAGCGAUGCUUAUCCAGUUUGCAACUUAUCUAGGAAUUAUAGUAUUGACUCGUCUAGCACGGCCAAACUUCUCCAAGUUAUGCUACCGGCGAUCGGAGAAUCACAUUUCCUUGAUACAAGCAGGCCUCAAAGUCAUCGCGGUGUGGUCUAUUGUUGCCUCUUAUAUUGUACCCUUCUUCAUUAUUCCUCGCACUCUUCAUCCACUACCUGCAUGGACUCUUUAUUUGUUCGGAUCUUUUGCGCUUUGCUCCAUAGCUAUAAAUGCAUUUUUACUACCAAUGCUACCGGUUCUGGUCCCGUGGUUUGGGAUCUUUGGGUCCCUUCUAGUAAUGGCAUUUCCUUGGUACUCAGAUGGGGUUGUGAGAGCACUAGCUGUCUUUGGCUAUGCAUUUUGUGCUGCACCUUUCGUGUGGAUAGCCAUGGUCAAGGUCAUGGCAAGCCUUCAGGUCUCACUUGAAAGGGAAGCUUUCUUCCCAAGACUGGGGGAAUCUUCGCCACCUCCAGGAUUUAACAAGUUAUAUUGAGCAAGAAGUUUCUCAUCUGCAUGAUCCAAUGCCUCAACAAAGGAGUUAGUCUUUUGGCAAAUUUAGACAGAUACUGGAGUUGCCUGUGGAUAGAAAUGGCCUGAGAGAGGCUGUGUUUUGCAUGGGCUCCUCUGUUUUGGUGGUGCAUUCAAGUUACUGUCACGGAUUAGGCAGGAAGACUGGAAGAGGAGAGGGGGUGGGGGGAUGGAAUGUCGGCAAUGAAUCCAUGCAUCAUUUGUUAUAAUUGAAUUUGUUGUAUUUUUUGUCCUGGUCUUUUAUGAGCUCUGCCCUUCAUUUUCAUUUUCCCCUCCUGGCUGAGCAAUUUCGGGUAUUGUUACCCCAAAAAAAAAAAAAAAAAAGAUUGUUUUAUCCA